Notothenia coriiceps (black rockcod) is the source of this 890-nucleotide messenger RNA. RefSeq names its product conserved oligomeric Golgi complex subunit 5-like. Gene Ontology annotation, biological process: intra-Golgi vesicle-mediated transport. The transcript is spliced from 4 exons. Gene Ontology annotation, cellular component: COG complex. The record is from RefSeq and is a predicted model, not a curated record. Bases 84 to 476 code for a protein of 130 amino acids. NCBI's taxonomy places the organism in Eukaryota, Metazoa, Chordata, Actinopteri, Perciformes, Nototheniidae.
CAACCCGUUUCGUCAACGUGGCCUCAGUGUGUGUCCAAUGAUCACUGUGUGUGUCUAAUGAUCACUGUGUGUGUGUGUGUCAGAUGGAGUUGGCAGUGGCUCCUCUGUGCAGGAGAGUAUCUGAUUUGGGGAAACCUUACCGGAUGCUGCGCUCCUUCAGGCCGCUGCUGUUCCAGAGCAGCGAGCUGAUCUCUAGCAGCCUGGCUGUGGGGGAGCUGUUCCCCUGCAGCACCCUGCUGCACUUCUUCUUCACCAGAGCCCCCCCCGAGCUCAAGUCUCCUCACCAGAGAGCCGAGUGGUCUGUGGCGCGGUAUUCCCAGUGGCUGGACGAUCACCCCUCUGAGCGGGACCGGCUCUCCCUCAUCAGGGGCGCUCUGGAGGCCUACGUGCAGGCGGUAAGGGCCCGGCAGGGGAAGGAGUUUGCUCCCAUCUAUCCCAUCAUGCUCCAGCUGCUCCAGAGAGGCAGCAGUGUCUGAGUGGGGGUUCCCGAGCUACUUCUGCAGCAUGUUUGUGGAUUGGGUUUAGUGCUGUACAUAAUGCUUCCUUUGCUCUUUAGAACUGUAGCAGCUGAAACAGGGAUCUUUCUUACUUGGAAUAUGAUCACUGAAUGAAGGGACACAUGCAUAUUUACUACAGGCACUCCAUAUUGAACCAAACAUUUACCUGGAUAACCUGAGUGACCAAAGUCUUAACUACAAUCAUGACACUUAGUAUAAAAUCUGCUAACAAACUAGUUGAAAUACAAAUGUUGACUGUUAUUUCCCAGGUUGUGUAUGGAAAGCUGAACCAUAUGAUCCUCACACUGUCAUGUCUUUAAUAUACAGACCCAUGUGAUCAGAGGUUGUGUGCUGUUCUUGAAUGACUUGAGAAUAAAUGGGGAGAUGUUUGAA